AUCCUGGACAAAGUCUAGUAUAUGGGUCGGCGGUUCCGGGUUGAUCUCCGGCAACGACUGUAACGCGACACUAAUGGAGAGAGAUUCCUCGUCGACGUCUUCGUCGUCAUCGUCAUCGCUGGACGAAUCAGAUUCUCAAAUUCACCGUUUUCGUGGAAGUGACGAGAUUCCUCUGUCUUAUAGCGACGCGGCGGAGCAACGGCCUACCUUCGACGUGGAGAGUCUCCGAUCACGUUUAACACGGAGUUUCAAGCUCAAUAUCACUAAGCGACAGUUCAUUGUUAUCUUUCUCCCUCUCGUCCUCGUUUUUCUUUACUUAUCUACCGAUUUCAGCAAUUACUUCUUCUCCGUCAAGGUUCCAGAUUCUGUAUUCCGGCCAAUUACCGGGACGGGUCGGGCUCAGGAAUCGGAUCUUCAAGCACUGUAUCUUCUCAGGAAGCAGGAAAUCGAUCUCUUCUCUAUCUGGAACCACACUUUAUCGAAUCUCUCAACAAUCGAAGACGUGAAAUCUGCAGUUUUCCGGCAGAUUUCACUGAACAGACAGAUCCAGAAUGCAUUACUGUCGCCGCAUAAAACUGGAAAUGUCAGUAUUGAUGGAUCAUCAGAUGGUUUACCGGUUGGUAGUUGCCGGAAAGUGGAUCAGAAGUUAACGGGGAGAAAGACGAUACAAUGGAAGCCGAGACCAGAUAAAUUUCUAUUCGCCAUUUGCUUAUCUGGUCAGAUGAGUAAUCACUUGAUUUGCCUGGAGAAGCAUAUGUUCUUCGCCGCAUUGCUUAAACGGAUCCUUGUGAUCCCUAGCCAUAGAUUUGAUUACCAUUACAGUAGAAUCAUUGAUAUUGAUCGGAUCAAUACUUGUUUAGGGAGGAAUGUAGUGGUUUCCUUUGAGGAAUUCUGGAAGAAGGAUAAGAACAGGAAGAAGCAUCAUCACGUGCAUAUCAAUAGAUUCAUAUGCUACUUCUCGAAACCGGAGCCGUGUUAUGUAGAUAAAGAGCAUAUUACAAAGUUGAAAGCUUUGGGAAUUACCAUUGGAGGGAAGCUAGAUACACCAUGGGAAGAAGAUAUUGCCAGGCCAAGCAACAAGACAGCUGAGGAAGUGGAGACUAAUUUCAGGUCAGAUGAUGAUGUUAUUGCGAUUGGGGAUGUGUUCUAUGCUAAUGUCGAGAGAGAGUGGGUGAUGCAGCCUGGUGGUCCUAUUGCUCACAAGUGCCAAACUUUGAUUGAACCAAACCGGCUAAUCUCGCUCACUGCACAGAGAUUUAUCCAGACUUUCCUUGGCAAGAACUACAUUGCUCUACAUUUCCGCAGGCAUGGAUUCUUGAAAUUCUGUAACGCCAAGAAUCCAAGUUGCUUUUACCCUAUUCCCCAAGCUGCUAACUGCAUCACUCGUCUGAUUGAGAAAGUCGAGGCACCGGUUAUUUACCUUUCAACUGAUGCAGCUGAAAGCGAAACUGGUCUGCUACAAUCACUGUUGAUGCUAAAUGGAAAGACUGUUCCCCUUGUGAAGCGACCAGCUCGUGAUUCAGCUGAGAAAUGGGAUGCAUUGUUAUACAGACAUGGUCUCGAGGGCGACUCACAGGUGGAAGCAAUGUUGGACAAGACGAUAUGUGCAGUGUCAAGCGUGUUCAUUGGUGCCUCGGGUUCUACUUUUACAGAGGAUAUCCUGAGACUGAGAAAAGACUGGGGAACUGCUUCAGAUUGCGAUGAGUAUCUCUGUCAAAACGAGCAGCCUAAUUUUGUAGCCGAUCAUGAAUAAAUUUAGGAACAAAGCAGAUUAACAUAAUCUCACGUCUUGUGAGUUCUCAUCAUAAACAGUCUAAUUCUCUUUUUGUUCUUUUGUUCAUAGGUUAUUAAUGAGUGUAUCAUAAAAUAAAGCCAUACCUCUCUGUAACUCAUUGCUGUUCUGAUGCAUCUGAUGAUACAGCUCCUAAUAUAUAA
This is a messenger RNA of Eutrema salsugineum, 1935 nucleotides long. RefSeq names its product O-fucosyltransferase 14. The transcript has 3 exons. NCBI's taxonomy places the organism in Eukaryota, Viridiplantae, Streptophyta, Magnoliopsida, Brassicales, Brassicaceae. Bases 74 to 1753 code for a protein of 559 amino acids. The record is from RefSeq and is a predicted model, not a curated record. Gene Ontology annotation, molecular function: peptide-O-fucosyltransferase activity. Gene Ontology annotation, biological process: protein O-linked glycosylation via fucose.